Messenger RNA from Schistosoma spindalis, 3293 nucleotides. The record is from the annotation of a GenBank genome assembly. NCBI's taxonomy places the organism in Eukaryota, Metazoa, Platyhelminthes, Trematoda, Strigeidida, Schistosomatidae.
AAGGUCGUGUCGUCUAGUUCAUUGGUUUAUGCGCUACAGUUUGGGUAUUCAAGUUGUAAGGAUAAGGAACAUUUAAUCGAUGAAACGGUAUUUAAAAAAAGCUCGAGUUCUGUGCAUCUUUUUCUUUCUUGUUAUUCUAUUUGGAGUAUGUUGGGUGGUAAAUAACGGUAAUCAAUCUCUUGUACAAUAUCGGGCUGAUAUUAUUAACCUCUCCCGAAAGUAUGUCAAAGCUUUGGCCGAAACUCAGAAUGUGGGUUUUGAUGAUCCUUACAGCGCAGAGUUGACGGGAUAUGAUUUAAAGAAAACAUUGGCCGUUAUUCUAGACGACGUGCUACGUCGUAUUGACCAGAUAGAAUCGAAACUCUCUAAUUUAACGUAUUUAUCUACUGAAGUAACUAGACAUUAUUCCGAUUCUAUAAACUCGGCACCAUUUGUACCUCAUACUGCCCGAGGUUUGAAAAUGAGUAAUAAUGAGAAAUCAGACUACAAGAAAAUUAACUAUUUGAAUCUUCUACAAGAUGCACAAGAAAACUGUGUUGUUCAAGCUAAAGAAAUACCACUAUACCCGGAAUGUUUUUCAAAGAUUGAAUGGCUGCGAACCCGUUGGGGAACUCAUUCAUGUUAUGUUGAGUUAGGAAUCGAUGGAUCAGAAUGUUCACUUGUCCGGUAUCUUAGUGAGGUUGAAAGUUUCUGUCCACGAUUGGAUAGCAGAAAAUUUCUGAAACGUCAUAGAGAAGCUCAGAUAACUCAAGAUCUUAAUGGUUUGCUUGGCAUAUUAUCCUUAGCUAAAAAUCAUUUGUUAUCGAAAUCGUUUAUGACUACACGGCUAAAACGUAUGUGGCCUGAUUGGUUAGCAGGAAUUCAACAUUAUAUAAAUGGAGUUAAUUUUUCACAAGCUGAUUAUUCAUCACUGGAUCAGUGUAAAUUUUGUUCGCCUGACGAUAUAGCUUGUGCUGAUAUUUGUCAGUCUACCAAACUAAUAGGUCAUCCGUUUUUAUUUGGAAGACCGAAGCUCAAUAUUCUACUUCAUAUGGGAUUUUUAUCGAAUGGUUUUCAUAAGAAUUCUUUCGAAUCAUAUAUUUCUAAAGGUGGUCCCCUUGGUGAACUUGUUCAAUGGACUGAUCUCAUAGGUGCUCUCUAUAUUCUUGGACACAACAUAACAAUUACUUUUGAAGCUGCUGAAGCAAAAUCAAAAUUGUUACAUCCCUACUCAGAUCACGUACCUUGUCAGGUAGAGAAUAAUAAAUACGAUUUGAUAUACACAGAUAUUACAGGAUUUAAAAAUUUGAAAAGAAUGAACAUCCGCACUCCAUUAUGUAAAUUCCGUAUAUUGGAUACAUUUGGAACAGAAGCUGUUUAUAAUCAUAGAAAAGAACCUUGGAGUGGAUUACAUUUAAAUUUGCAGCAAUUCUAUACAUUUUUCCCUCAUUCACCGGAUAAUACAUUCCUGGGUUUUGUUGCUGAAAUACUCCCACUCAAAUAUAAAUUAUCUCAUCGAUCAUCAUCUAAACCCGUUGCUCUUGUUUAUGGAAAAGAGUCUUAUAUGUGGACUAAUAAAACAAAUUAUUUGAGAAUUUUAUCUGAUUACUUUGAAUUACAUGGAAAUGUGAUGGAUAAAGUUGAUAACUUACCAAAAUUUGUGCAUAUACAUCAAAUGCAAUAUGGUCAACCAUAUUUAGAGUUAAUGUCGAAAUCUCAAAUAUUGAUUGGAUUGGGAUUUCCUUACGAAGGUCCUGCGCCUUUGGAAGCAAUCGCUAACGGUAUAAUUUUUCUUAAUCCUCGUUUUAAUCCGCCUCACAGUAGAAGCAGUCAAGCAUUUUUUGCUGAUAAACCCACUUCACGAGGUCUUACCAGCCAACAUCCGUACAUAGAAAAUCAUAUCGGUGAACCUUACUCAUAUUUGGUUGAUAUGAACAAUGAAACACAGAUACGCUUAACUGUCAAACGUAUUCUGACCAACAUUUCUAACGGAACCUAUCGUCCUCACGAAUAUAGUCCGUGGGGUUUUCUUGAACGUCUUAAUGCUUAUUUGACACGCCAAGAUAUCUGCGCCGCACCUUUUUACAAAAACUUGAUUCAGUCUCCGUUGCCGAUAGCAAAAUCUGAUGCGCCUCCUAAAUUUAACUACCUAGAUGUCCCCAGCACUACUGUUUCAUGGCCUCCAGCAUCAAGUUUAAAGAUAGUUUUGGGAUCUCGUGGCAAAUCUUGUGCAGAUGUGUGUAUGAAUCUGGGAACUUCAGAACAUACUUUAUUACUGCCUUCCGAUAUUUCUGCUUCCUCCAUUUCUAACAAAACACAACAUCCCCAAAUACAGAACGGAUACCUUUACUAUCGUUCUGUUCACGCUACUCCUCCGCAAAACUUGUCCUAUCUUUAUACAUUUCGCUGUUCUCCAGAACACUUUCCAAGUGUUAAUCAUCGACUUAACCUUCAGCAUUUCGGUGUUUCUUGUCCUAAUAUUACUUACACAACUAGUCCGAUGGCACCAUAUUGGGACGAUGCAACAAGUUCAUGUGUUUUUCAAGCUAGUCAUGAAUGGUUUGAUUGUACUGCCUCAGGAACUCUUAAUGGAUCUAAUGUAUUUUCUCGUUUUUGUCCUUGUCGUGAUGCUCUUCCUAACCAGAUUUCUUUAUGUUCUAACUGUUUGUGACAAAAUGUUCUAUUCCUUAAUGAUUUCAUGUAUAGAGAAUUAUAAAAGCUACAUUUAUACUUUCACCUUCCCGUCCGGUUGUAUAUGAAUCGUAUUAUGUACUUUCUUUAACAUUUUAAGUGUACGGUGAAGUACUGAAUAUUUAAUUGUUAUUUUCUGUCGAAAAGCAUUUUUCCCAUUUCAGUCUGCAAGAUUAAUUAAUAUAUUUACUAAUAACUGCAUUAUAAUUUGUAUUUACUUUAUAUAAAUUCUAGUCUACGAAAGUUUUCUGUUGUAAAGUUUUUAUUCCUUCAGAUUUUUUCGUUUUAGAAUUCAAUUGGAGAUUUCUUUCUAUAACUAUACUUUCCAUGUUUGUACAACGUAUUUUCGAAUUACAUAGAAUAAUAUUGUUGUAUGUUAGAAAACUAGAUUACUUUUUCAUAUGUGUUUACAAUAUUAAGUUGAUUUCAUUGACAGCUGAUUUGAUUGAGUUUUGUGAAUGAAGAACUGUAAUUGUCUGUUUCGACAUUCCGAAGGACAUGAGAUGUUUGAUGACUUUUUAAUAAUCAUUUUUAAGUCUAGAUAAUGUGUCACCACCAUCGUUCUGUAGUAGUAUUAAAUUGUUUGCUAAUUUUUAAUACAUAAGUGUCAUACAUCUCUGCAA